AUGUCCCUACAACCCUCGCUUUCGUUCCUCACGAUCGGAAACCCCGCUUCGCCGCAUACACUCGAACUUUACCUCGACUUUGUAUGCCCAUUCAGUGCGAAGAUCUACAAUAAUGCAGUGACGGCUGUCCUUAGACCAUUGUUCACGGAGGGAAAAUACGCAAGCAAGGCCAAGCUAAUCUUGAGACUUCAGCCUCAACCUUGCAAGAAUAAAAAUAAAAAUGGGGUGUUUAGGCAUGGAUCGUCCACGUUUACACACGAAGCGGCUUUAGCAGUCGGGCGCGUUGCCCCAGAGAGGUUUUUAGAAUACGCUACCGAGUUGUUCAAAGCCCAAGAACAAUUCUUUGAUAUCCCGACAUCGACGCUUACACCUCUUCAAAUUCGGGAAAAGCUGGUUGCGCUGGCUCCAGAGGGAGUAGACAAGAAGGCGGUUGCUGAUCUGUUGGAACUCAAAUCGACGUCGAAUGGAGGAGUGAGCGUGACGGAUGAUUUAAAGUAUAACAUUAAAUUGGGACGUCAGAAUGGCGUUCAUGUUACGCCUUCUGCGCUCUGGGACGGGUUGUUAGCCAACGAUGUAUCGAGUUCGUGGGGCAAGGACGAAUGGGAAAAAUUCUUGGAAACCAAAGUUACAGUUUAA
Messenger RNA from Rhizoctonia solani, 636 nucleotides. RefSeq names its product thioredoxin. The record is from RefSeq and is a predicted model, not a curated record. The transcript is spliced from 5 exons. Bases 1 to 636 code for a protein of 211 amino acids. Lineage: Eukaryota; Fungi; Basidiomycota; Agaricomycetes; Cantharellales; Ceratobasidiaceae.